AUGUUGUCCAUUGAUCCACAGCAGAUAUAUUUCGAGUCUGGCGACCAAGAUAUGUCGUAUACCUCUGAAAGUGAAGAAGACCGACACGAGGUCUUCAGGUACCAACUUUCCUUCACGUCAUCUUCUUCAUUCCCAAAUUCCUUGAUAAUUUUAUCUGAAAGUGACCAAAUCAUGAUAGUUCCAUCGUCGGAUGCACUAGCUAGUAACUCUCCAGAUGGGUCGAAUCUCACGCAAUUGACUGCCUGA
This is a messenger RNA of Ogataea philodendri, 246 nucleotides long. RefSeq lists its product as uncharacterized. The transcript has a single exon. The record is from RefSeq and is a predicted model, not a curated record. The coding region runs from base 1 to 246 and encodes 81 amino acids. NCBI's taxonomy places the organism in Eukaryota, Fungi, Ascomycota, Pichiomycetes, Pichiales, Pichiaceae.